Messenger RNA from Macrobrachium nipponense, 1099 nucleotides. RefSeq names its product cuticle protein CP1499-like. The transcript is spliced from 3 exons. The record is from RefSeq and is a predicted model, not a curated record. Lineage: Eukaryota; Metazoa; Arthropoda; Malacostraca; Decapoda; Palaemonidae. Bases 139 to 963 code for a protein of 274 amino acids.
CAAGCCCAGGCGUAUAGACUUUUGAAGGCCACCGUCUGCCCCGAGGGCUUUUUGACCAGCUCUUCGCGCGGUAUAUAGAGCACCUUCGGAGGCUUCAGAAGCACAGUACGGUCCCAGACUCACUCAACAAACAUCACCAUGAGGGCUUUGGUUGUAUUGGCAGUGGUGGGCUUGAGCUCCGCUUUCAUCCAGGACGCUCCCGAUGUGGCCGCCGAGAAGGCUCGCUUCUUGGCGUCCUUCCAAGCCGCCCAACAGGCGGCCGCCUCCGCCCACAGGAACAUCAUCCCAACCCACCAGGCCUACAGCAACCAGGGGCACUACCAGCCUCACCACCAGGGGCAGUACCAGCCCAAAUGGACAGGACCCGUAGCUGCUACCGUGCCCGCCGGAGUCAACGGCGCCAUCACCCCCGUCGGCGACACCGCUGACGUCAGCGCCGCCCGCCAGGCCUUCUUCAGCGCCUACCAGUCCCAGCUGGCAGCUACUGCCGGCGCCCCUGCCCAUCACAACUUCAUACCCCACCAGGCCCACAACCCAGUCCACCACACUCACCACCACCAGGCCCAGUUCACACCCAAGUGGACAGGACCUGUGGCUGCCACUGUGCCUGCUGGAGUCGACGGAACCGUCACCCCCGUCGGUAACACAGCUGACGUCAACGCUGCUCGCCAGGCCUUCUUCAGCGCCUACCAGGCUCAGCUGUCAGCAACCGUAGGGGCUGCCCCAGCGUUCCCUCAGGCUGUUCCAGCCCACGUUCCAGCUCAUACCUUCAAUGCAGUGCACGCUGCUCCUGCCCAGCCCAAGUGGACUGGUCCAGUAGCUGCCACAGUUCCUGCUGGUCUUCCAGGCUCUACCAGCCAGGUGGCUGACACCCCUGAAGUCCAGGCAGCAAAGGCUGCCUUCUUCCAGUCCUUCCAGAGACAGGUGGCGGCAGCAGCACCCGCAGCUCCUGUUUGGGGAUAAAUGAACGUACUGUGAUACUUAGGUUAAGUUGCACUUAAAAUGUAAAUAAAGUAAACCAUAUGUACAUUUAUGUUAAAAAUCACAAAGUUUCAUAACAGGAUCCGAAUUAAAAAAUUAAUAAACAUUUUCCAAAAUA